Molecule: messenger RNA, 3021 nt
Organism: Polychytrium aggregatum
Lineage: Eukaryota; Fungi; Chytridiomycota; Chytridiomycetes; Polychytriales
Exons: 4
Coding region: 177-2864 (895 amino acids)
Molecular function (GO): protein binding
Source: RefSeq, a predicted model, not a curated record
CAAAUUGCACUGAUGUUUGACCGGUAGCCCCUUUUGUUGAUUUUAUUCGCCUUUGCUCGAUGAAACGGCACCCCCCCCCGCUCAGCAUCAGCGCUGCAUCCCAUCAUCCUUUCCGAUCGGCUAACGCUAAUUUUGAUUGAUUCAGUCACAAGGCACUCGAAGUCACCCUUGUAUGGAUGCUGUUGUCGCUUCUCAACUAUUGGUCUGCGUUCCCUAUCGAGUGGAUGUUUUUCCUCUACUUCACGAUCACAAUAUUCGUACAGGCCUAUAACCUUGGGGCGCCCGUGUUCAUGAUCCUCGUCACCGUGGUAUCUCUCGCCGACAUCAUCAUUUAUGCCUUGGUUCCGUUCAAAGCCACCUCAUUCGCGUCAUCCUUCAUCAUUCACUCGUUUCUCGUCUACGGGAUGCACGGCUUUGGGCUAUCCCCAACUGCGUCCAACGUCCGCGGAUGGCUCCUGCUGGCUAUGAUGGUGUCAAUCCGUCUCUCGACUUGGGAUCCCUGGUCGAUUCAAUCCCCAUCGUCAUUUGUGCAGCUGAUUGCCGCGCAUUCCACCGGAUUUGGGAGCUGCUACUUUGCCUGGAAGUUGACCUUCUUGAUCUACAAGCGCUUCGAUCGAAUCAGCUUCUUCUUUGGAGUCAUCGUCCCCAAUCCUCCUUUCCUCACUAUCAAAGACAUUACUGAUUCGACCUUCAAAAUGGUGUGGUCGCCCGCCCCUGCACAACCAUUUGGCGUGAGUCUUUCAAAGUACUUGAUCGACGUCAACGGCGUCAUAAUCGGGGAGUCUCCGAUCAACGGCGAAAACUGCGCCAUCGUGAUGGGCCUCUCUCCGGAUACCAAAUAUCGCGUUCGCAUGUGGGCGGUGGGUGAAAGGCGCGUCAAGGCAUCGUCAGCACCCGUGCUUGUGCGAACAACGAUCUUGGCCACCAGCAGUCAGGCUCCUGGGGAAGCUGCGCCAAAAAUUGCCCAACAGACCGAGGAGACGUCCGCUCCUCAGCCAAGUGAAGGCACGGUGUCCACUUCCGGUAAAUCUGAAGCCAACCACGCAGAUGAUGCUCUGCUCAACCAACUUAUUGAGCAGCUACAGUCGGAACUUGAGAUACUACAGCGCCAGCAGCUGGAGCUCGAAAAAACCGUGCAAGAGACCGAGGAACAGUAUCGCCAAGAGGAAGAGACCCUCAAGAUUGAGAUCGUCCGCCUGAAGGAAGCCAGGAAGCUCAACGACUUCCCGCGUCAGGAACAAAAGGCAAGGCUCAAGCAAAUGGAAGACGUUAAAAAAGAACUUGAUGGACAAUAUGCCCGCCUCGAAAAGCACCUCGGUCGCGAAUCCGAAUCCAUGCAAGGCGUCGUCCAAAUGGCCAACUACCGUAAAGAGGAACUCGCGUCUCUUGAGUCCGAAUUGCGCACCCUUGAGCGACAACACCAUCUCGCUCAAACUGAGCUUUCGCGCGAAAGAAUGGAGGUGGAAGCAGAGUUAUCACGCCGGCGCGACGAGCUCCACAAAGCCAAGCAAAUCACUGACCAAGAAGAGCGCGAUGCUGCCGCCACCAAGAAGCGGCUCUCAGAACGAGAGUCGCUGCUUGAGAAGCUCGAGAGCGAGGUCAAAACCAUAUGCACCCUAAGCAGCAACUACGAGAAGCGCAAAAAGUUGAUUGAAAAAGAGCAAGAGCAGGUAUAUGACGAGUUUGUCGUAUUGCAGGAGGAGUUUCGCGAUCUACAGCAUCAACUUCGGGUCGAGACCAAAUCCAAGAUGACUCUUCUCGAACAACUGACCCGCUCCCGGAGGGAAGCCAUGGAGCUCCGAAGCCGCUCCGGUGGGGUCAGUGGCCGCAACUAUUACAGCGAAGCUGAUGGCGAAGACCAAUCCAAGAAAGUGAGUGCCCGCUCCCCGGAACCCGCCAAGGACUACUACAGCGACUAUCGGUCAUUUUCAUCGCCACGGACCGCAAAUCGCUACUCGGCACAUCAUCCAAUGACCCCCUUGCAGCCUUUCGGAGGAACGUCUUCAGCGUUCGCCCGGGCCGCUCCUUCAUGGAGCCCCUCCACUGGCGCUGCUCCGUUUGGAAGCGAUUCCUCCUCUCACUUUGAUCCAUCCAAAUGGACUACCGUAUCGAUGCCUACGAAUGUGGAUGAGCCACUAUUGGAUGCGCCCUCGAUCGCCGGUUCCGAACGACGGUCGCAUCGGGGAGCUCUGGAAGGACAGAGUAGUCCCGAUGCCGUAUCCGGUACUGUUCAACACCCAGAACCCAACAAAGACAACGUCUUCACUUCCGAAGCGAAGCCGCUGCUUCACGUUGUCGCCCCUCCACCCGCCCGCCCUGGUUCGACUCGUAGCCAAGGUGAAACGGACCAAUCGCAGCCAAGCCUAGCCCACGCUCGUUCGCUCCAUGGGUCGCUGCUCUUUGGCCACCAUUUUUAUGGUGAUAGCGGCUCUCUUCCCCCGCCAGUCUCCCCAGCAAAUGGUGCCCGAGGACUUUUUGGAAGUAUUCGAGAGCCCGGUCGAUACGAGGAUAUGGUCCUCAUGAAAAACGCAUUGAAUGGCAAGUCCACCAUGACCGUCAGCGACGGCGAACUCUGGGAGCCAAAGCCCCCUCUCGGCUUGGGCCGGGUCUUUCUUUCUGGAACCUCGCAGGGUAGUGCCGGAUCUGCUGCAAUGGAAGGCUCGUCAUCGGUCGGGGCGCCAUCUUCUUGGUAUGGAAGGACGGGCACAAGCCAUACCCGUGCCGUCGGAAGCGGUCGGGUUACUGCUCAAGUGUCAGACCAGAGUCUGCAUAGCAGAUAUAAGGGCGGUCCGGAGCCCUCGUCAACCCGUAAAUCCUUUGUUGGUCUUGGAGGAUUUUUCGAUCCAACCUGGAGCGACCGAUGAGCGCCGGAAUCCACCGCGUGGACCUUGGUGAGCACUGAACAAUGACAGGAUUUCAGACCUCUCCUCCCGACAAGAAUGCCGUUCCUCCCAGUGUUGAAUACUGCUCAUAAUCUUCUGUUUCUUGAAUAUAUUGCGACUUUACUGUUGCCAUCAAGGG